Messenger RNA from Meloidogyne enterolobii, 240 nucleotides. The record is from the annotation of a GenBank genome assembly. Lineage: Eukaryota; Metazoa; Nematoda; Chromadorea; Rhabditida; Meloidogynidae.
UUUUAUAUAAUGGCAUCUUCUUUGUCUUUUGAACAACUCAAAGUUACGAUCAACUCUUCUCCUGAGAGUGCUUUGAUCCACAAAGAUGUUGAGCACCAGUUUAAAUUGCUGCGGGAGCAUAUUUCAAGUCUUGAUAUUAAGACGGUAACGCAAGGUUUGAAUUUGUUUUAUGAUUUAGAAUUAGGUCUGGGGGAGAGAGAUUCGAAUUGGAGCUGGGUAAGGUUUUCUGCUGAUAGAUGA